UGUAUCAUAAGGUGGACACGGUGGCUGGGAUGCGCGGCAGGGCUGGGAGCUAGUGAGCGAGCCUGCCCCGGCCGACUCUAACGUCGCGAGAGCGGCUUCGUCAUCAGUCUACCUUGGAACGUCGUGAAAUAAGGGUGUUGCUUUCCUUCGUGAGAGGAUUUACAUGAGUGCUUCAAUAUGGAGUGAGAUAACUCGAUACAUCCCCAUGUGCACGUUGGAGCAAGAUGGUGAGAGAGACUCGGCAUCUCUGGGUAGGAAAUUUACCCGAGAAUAUAAACGCAGACAGAAUUAAGGAACAUUUCAAACGGUAUGGCCCCGUGCAGAGCGUCAAGAUGCUGCCCGGGGGCGUGGGUGGCGAGGAGGGCGGGCAGGGCAUGUGCGCUACGGUGGCAUUCAUGGACAUUUGUGCCGCAGCUAAGGCUCACAAAGCAGACAAUCGUUUGGAGGACCGCUGCCUUAAGACCACGUAUCAUGAAGCCUCCCUGACCGCCCUCUCCUCGUCCCAGUACACCCCGACCAUACACCACCUCCGCGAGACUCCCGCCCACUCCUACACGCCCACGCCAUCCUCCGCCCCCAAUUCUAGCAACCCAGGACUAGCUUCUCGCAGUCCAAGGUUUUCAGGGUGAGUACUAGUCAUUGUUGUCACUGGCUGUUGUUGUUGUUGUUGUUGUUGUGCCACCAGGGGAGGUGCUCUGGCCUCCCUGCACGGUGGUCCAGGUGCUGUACAGGUGAGGCAGGUGUGCUGGUAAGAGUUGAUUGGUGAGUUGGUGAGUGUGAGUGAUGGCGCAGCGCAGUCCCGCCCCCUUCCUGAUAACAGCGAACCAAGGCGCCGCAGAACCGCAGUGCCUUGACGGGGUGUACCUCCAACACCCCGUGCCCCUCCCCUCCCCUCUCUCCCUCCCUCCCGCCCAGGGGCUUGGCUCACCCCUGGAUGUGCCCCGGGUGACUCCACUAGUGCUGCUGCUGCUGGUGCUGACGAAGAAAAUGUGCAGUAGCUCAGUGCUCGAGUGCAGUGUGGUGAUGUGAACGCGUGCGUCGUCUGUGCUGAUAUAAUAGUGAUGAUGUGUUGAUCCAUCGACCUGAAUGAGCGGCGACAACACGCGUCCAUUCUAUAGUGGAUAAGAGAGAGAGAGCGAGAGAGCGAGGGUGCAGCUAUGUGUGAUGUGCAAGCCGGUGUGUUGUCAUGCCGGCAGUGUUAUGUGCUAGGAGGAGGAGGCUGUCCAUACUACCUGCAUAUAUAUAGCUUUUCUGUGUGUGUAUGUGUGUAUGUCUCGAGGAAGCCGUGCCGUGGGAUGUACGUGUCUGUUCCUCGAGGCAGCAGCACGGGAGAGUGUAUCCACCUGGAGGAGGCACGCACUGGGAUAACGCAUUGGGAUAUUUACCUUGAAGCACCCCCCAACACUGCCCCUGGGAUGUACAGCAAGUUCUGGAUUUAACCCUUACACCACCCCUCCGCCCUCGCCAAGACGCCCGCCCCCCUACAACGCCACGGCAGCGCCUCCUACGCCCCCUGUGUUGUGAUGGUGAAUCAGUGAUGGCAUUCAGUGGUCAGUGAGAACGAUCGUGUUGGUGCUCUACAGGGGCUCUUCCUUACCCGCCUUCACUGUGUGUCUAGAAGUGUUGCGAAGUGCCGGAGAGAUUGAGAGAUAGAGCAGAGAGAGAUUGUCGCGUAGAGAGAGACAGAUAGAGGGAGGUGAGAUAGCUUCACAGAUGGUAGGGUAUUGUUGCACCACACCUUCGCUAUACAAACUCGGUGGUGUUUCGGUGGUGACGCAAUAGGCUGAGAGCGAACCAGUAAGCGAACCAGUAAAGCGAACAAGCGAGUGAGCUGACUUGUGAGUGUCGGCUCUAGGGAGUGAGGAGGAGGAGGAGGAGGGCCCCGGCCUAGGGAGCGGCCGGCCUGCAAGAGGGGCAGGCUGGAGGAGGAGGUAGUUGGAGUGGAGGGUGUCCUGCUAUUGAGAGGUAAGUGAAGGGCGGGACUGUACUGCGUCACACACUACCUAUGUACGUAAUAGUGUUGCUCCUGCCGUGUGUGUGUGUGUGUGUGUGUGUGUGUGUGUGUGUGUGUGUGUGUGUGUGUGUGUGUGUGUGUGUGUCAAGGUGAGGCUGUGAUCUCGCCUCGUACCGUGGGAAACACUUCAAAAAAUACUAACAAGCAUCCAGUAUAUUUAAUCCACUCAGCUUUUUGGUAAUAUUUUUCCUUCUCUCAUUUGUAAUUCAUGGCUGAGUGGCUAGAUGAUUCCUCCUUUAUGUCUCAAUGUAUGUCUACCCCAUCCCCCUCCCCCAGCGAUUUACUGUUACCCAUAAUGCACUGGCCGUAUUACCUCAGUGCAUAUGGGUGUGUUUUGCAGGGUAUGGGAGGAGGGAGGGAGGGAGGGUGGUGAAGGGCAGCAGUCAAGGUGAGGUUAGGUUAAGUUUAGGGAGGAGGGGGCAAUGGUAAAGACGAGGGUGCUGCAUUUAAAGAGGUUAAGGGGGUUAGUUUGAAGGGGGUGAAGGUGUGUGUGUGUGUGUGUGUGUGUGUGUGUGUGUGUGUGUGUGUGUGUGUGUGUGUGUGUGGUGGGGGUUAUUGUUGGGGUCGAUGUGUCCUGAUGGUUUAAAGGGGAAGGAAGAGAAGAGGGUUCUGUCCGCGGGCGGGAUUUCAAGUGAGGGUGGUGGUGGUGGUGGUGGUGGUGGGAGUGGUGGGUAAGGCAGAGCAGAGAGGCCGCCAUCUGUUGCUACCCUGCUCCUCCUGCUCCUACUCCUACUGCUCCUCCUCCUCCUCCUCCUGCUGCUGCUCCUGCUUCUCUCUUUGCUCUCUUCUCUUCUCUUCUCGCCUCGCCUCGCCUCGCCUCUCCUCUCCUCCCGCCUCUCCUCUCUUUUCUUAUUCGCUCUCUUUACCUUUGAACCUUCCUUUGUUUUUGUUUUGUGAGUGGGUGUGUGCGUGCAUGUUUAUGUGCGUCUCUCUCUCUCUCUCUCUCUCUCUCUCUCUCUCUCUCUCUCUCUCUCUCUCUCUCUCUCUCUCUCUCUCUCUCUCUCUCUCUCUCUCUCUCUCUCUCUCCUACCUCGGCUUCCAUUUUCUCUCCUCUUUUUCCUCCAUGUUGCUAUCUAUACCGUGUUUUCUCUCCAUUCUUCCUCCACCCAUUUCCUUUACCCUAACUCUCUCUCUCUCUCUCUCUCUCUCUCUCUCUCUCUCUCUCUCUCUCUCUCUCUCUCUCUCUCUCUCUCUC
This is a messenger RNA of Scylla paramamosain (green mud crab), 3209 nucleotides long. RefSeq names its product msx2-interacting protein-like. The record is from RefSeq and is a predicted model, not a curated record. Bases 225 to 629 code for a protein of 134 amino acids. The transcript has 2 exons. Gene Ontology annotation, molecular function: RNA binding. Lineage: Eukaryota; Metazoa; Arthropoda; Malacostraca; Decapoda; Portunidae.